Messenger RNA from Asparagus officinalis (garden asparagus), 1316 nucleotides. Its product is annotated as ATP synthase subunit gamma, mitochondrial-like. Gene Ontology annotation, molecular function: proton-transporting ATP synthase activity, rotational mechanism. Bases 80 to 1042 code for a protein of 320 amino acids. The record is from RefSeq and is a predicted model, not a curated record. Gene Ontology annotation, biological process: proton motive force-driven ATP synthesis. Lineage: Eukaryota; Viridiplantae; Streptophyta; Magnoliopsida; Asparagales; Asparagaceae. The transcript is spliced from 9 exons.
UUCCGAACUCCAGAAACAAAACAAAUUGCGAUCCUAGGGUUUCAGCAAAGAGAUCAGAUCAAUCUCAGCACCAGCAUCAAUGGCGAUGGCGGCUUUCAGAAGAGAAGGAAGGAGGCUCAUCGUCUCCCCAAAUCCCUCGGGCUUCGCUCGAUCCGCCGUCUUCUCUGAAGAACCAUGCCCCUUUGGUGCUAGGUCGAUUUCGACUCAAGUAGUCAGAAAUAGGAUGAGCAGUGUUAAGAAUAUUCAAAAGAUUACCAAGGCAAUGAAGAUGGUUGCAGCAUCUAAGCUACGAUCAGUUCAAACUAGAACUGAAAAUUCACGAGGACUCUGGCAACCAUUCACUGCACUUCUUGGGGAUGCCCCUGGUGUUGAUGUGAAGAAGAAUGUUAUUAUUUCCAUUUCGUCUGACAAAGGUCUUUGUGGAGGCAUUAACUCCACAACAGUGAAAGUCAGCAAGACUCUCUUCAAGCUGACUUCUGGUCCUGAAAAAGAAUCCAAGUAUGUUGUAUUGGGAGAAAAGGGCAAGGUUCAACUGCUGCGUGACUCCAGGAAGAACAUUCAUAUGAACGUAACUGAGCUGCAAAAGAAUCCUUUAAACUACACUCAGGUUUCUGUUCUUGCUGAUGAUAUCUUAAAGAAUGUUGAGUAUGAUGCAUUGAGGAUUGUUUACAACAAGUUCCAUUCAGUUGUCCAGUUCUUUCCGACAAUUUCAACUAUAUUAUCUCCUGAGGUGGUGGAGAAAGAGUCUGAAUCUGGGGGAAGACUUGGUGAUCUGGAUUUGUAUGAAAUAGAAGGGGCUGAAACGAAAUCUGAAGUGCUUCAGAAUCUUACAGAAUUCCAGUUUUCUUGUACCAUGUUCAAUGCAGUGCUAGAGAAUGCAUGCAGUGAACUUGGCGCAAGGAUGUCGGCAAUGGACAAUGCAAGCAGAAAUGCUGGUGAAAUGCUUGAUCGCCUGACGCUCACUUACAACAGGACCCGUCAAGCAGCGAUUACCACAGAGCUGUCUGAGAUCAUAUCGGGUGCGGCUGCGCUCACUCACUAAAUAGUUGAUGGGCUGCGCUCUCAGACUCUGUUUGCAUCUAUUUCUCUUUCGGACGGUCUGUUUUUUGUACUGAGAAAAUUGCAAUAAUCUCCCGAGUGAUGUAACAAUAUCGUGGAAGAGCAUGCUACUCGCGUACGAUUGAAAUUUUCCUUUAUUUUCUGAUUGAAGGCCCUUUUUUCACUUUGAGUGGUUCUGUGCUAUUUGGAUGUAAUAUGCUAUUGGUAAACCAUUUUAGGGGCGCUGCUGUUGUUUAACUGGGUACAUAAAUUGGUCU